This is a messenger RNA of Amyelois transitella, 2564 nucleotides long. RefSeq names its product guanine nucleotide-binding protein subunit beta-like protein 1. The transcript has 2 exons. Gene Ontology annotation, molecular function: protein binding. The record is from RefSeq and is a predicted model, not a curated record. NCBI's taxonomy places the organism in Eukaryota, Metazoa, Arthropoda, Insecta, Lepidoptera, Pyralidae. Bases 123 to 1091 code for a protein of 322 amino acids.
UUGUUUUGCUGUCAGUUUUGUGUUGUGCGUAGUUGUGGUUGAGUUUCUGAUGGCUUAAUUAUUUAAAUUAUAAUUUUAUUUUUCAAUUCCGUCUGAGUAUUUUGGUUCGAGCUUGACCGAAGAUGGCACUGCUACCACCAGAUCCAAUUUAUACGAUCCGCAAUGUCGAUAACGUGCCUGUUUAUUCACUGGCAUUUAGCUUUUUGCCCGGCGGUCUGGAGAGGUUACUAGCCGGUUCGAAAAAUGGCUAUGUUUAUGCAUACAACCUUCAGACAAACCGUGUGCAGCAGAAAAUCCAAGUUGGUCAAGCUCCCAUAUUGCACCUCAUCCACACUGACUCCCGUCUCAUCACCCAAGAAAAAGGCGGCAAACACAAGGUCUUCAUCUUAACAAACAGCGGUUACAAAGAAGACGCCGUCAUUGACAUUGAUUACCCCGGUUUCUGCCGUUUUGAAGCCAACACAAAACUCGAAACACUAUUUGUACCUGAUAAAGAAUCAAAAAUAUGCAUUUACAAUUUCUCCGGAGAAAAGAUGGGUUCUUUGCAGCCUGAUGACUCUUCACCGAAACUUGGUGACCCGAUGUGUUUAAAGUUCAUUGAAUUUCCAAAUGAUCGCCCCUGUCUGCUGGUGGGCUAUGAAGCUGGGUGGCUGCUGCUAUGGGAUCUCAACACUAGUCAAUGUAUUGGAAAACUAAAAACGAAUCAAUGUCCUAUGUCCAUAGAUUACCACCUCGAACAACAAAGAGGAAUGAUUGGGAAUGUCUCUGACGUUUUACAGAUAUUUAGUAUAGGGAAAAAAGACUUAAGCUUGGCCCAUAAGCUGGAUGUAAACAUUAAAAAUCCGGGCAUCAAUAAAGUACAAACUCGAUCGGACGGCAAGGUGUUUGCUUCAGGGGGAUGGGAUGGUCAUAUCCGUAUAUUUUCUUGGUUUUCCUUGAGACCAUUGGUCGUUCUGACAGAGCAUAAGCAGGCAGUGCAAGAUAUUGUUUAUUCUUCUGAAAAGGUCUCUCUAUGGAACGCCAAUUUGAUGGCCGCCGGGGGGUUAGAUGGUGCUAUAACUCUUUGGGACUUGUAUAAUGCCAAGAAUUAAUUUUUUCUACCUUUGGUCACAGAAAAAUUGUUUGUAUUCGCUUCACUAGCAGCAUAGGAAAGCCAGUGAGUGGGGGUUCAAAGACCUUAUCAGGUUGGUGCAUGUUAUUUCCGACUGGUGGUAAAAGUAGAGUUUUUUUGGGUUUGGCCCGUAUCUAAAAGUGGACUUAAGAUUUUUAGUUUGCAAUGCUAUACUGUUUUACAGGUUCAUUAAAUAACGCUGAGUGUUUAUCAAAAGUAGAAGUAUUACAGCAUCUAAAAUUAAAGAGGAUGUUAGGACUGCCAGUCCAUUGACUCAGAACGAGGCAGCGGUGGGGGAGGCGAGGAAAUAUUGAAGAAUAGGAUUGCAUACAAUCUCUGAUCUGCAAUACUAUUGGUCAAUAUUAUCUGGCAUCUCCGUUCCGCCGCCCAGUCGCUCCGCGUGAAUUGAUAGUAAGAAAAAUUUAUUCAAAUUUAUGCCGCUUGUCUUAGAUAAAUAACUUGUAGUCUAAAAUCUAAGAUCAGAAAAAUCUAAUUUAUUCUUAAACAUACCUUUUAUUGCGGAGCCAUUGACAAUAAGAUAUUAUAAUUCAAUACUGCCCUUAGGCGAGUGCAUAAUUAAUAUGACUUUACCAACAUGAAACAGCAAUGAUUUUUAACAUACACUUUGUGUGUUUUGUUGUUUAUAAAAAAACAUGCCAACUUUAGCUUAUCAAACUGUAUUUUAUAAAUACUGUUUCAUUGCAAACAGGCAUAAACCCUCCCCCUGAUGGUGAGCGGUUACCUGAACAAGUUUUCUGUGACCAAAGUUUUCAGCAUUUUCUAUUGAAAUAAUAGAAAUAUAAUGUAAUUCUGUGACAACUACUUAAAAAAGUGGAAAGAGAAAUGUGUGAAACUUCACAUCUACAGUAUGAAAUUUUACAAGCAUGCCAGUAUUGCCUUUGAAAUUAGUGCCGGAUAGAUAUGGCAAGUAAUGUGAACAGGCCCUAAAUUUAUGUGAUUGUGGAAUUUACCCAUAACUUGUAAGCAAGUGUUGCCAAAUAAAUACAAGUUUACAGUGUAGCUAAAUUAUUUACCUAAAUUUGAGGUGAUGAAAUAGCCAAACCAUCAGAUAAGUUAUGGGACUUGACCCAGGAUAGAUACUAUUUUUUUAAUUAGUUUUUUAGGGCCUGUUAACACACGGAGCCUCUACACCUAUAUUCCCUCAGUAUGGCCAAUCCGGUACUGUUUAAAAUAUAAAUUUAUAAUGAAUCAUCAAUAGAUGCUUUAAAUAAUUUGAAUAUAUAAUUUUUUAUAGAAUGCAAUAUGCCAUUUUAAUUAGGUGUAAUCGGAUCUCAUGAAUUGUACAAAAUGUGGAAUUAGAGGCAUACUAUAUCCAUGUUAUGGCCAAGCGCUUAGUUGUAAGUAAACAUGUUGAAUAUAGCAAUGAAUAUUUUCCAAUGAAUGGUUUUAGUAUAUUUUUCAAAGUCGAGACAUUAAAAGCAUAUGGAACUUU